Ipomoea nil (Japanese morning glory) is the source of this 861-nucleotide messenger RNA. RefSeq names its product AP-2 complex subunit sigma-like. The transcript has 6 exons. NCBI's taxonomy places the organism in Eukaryota, Viridiplantae, Streptophyta, Magnoliopsida, Solanales, Convolvulaceae. Gene Ontology annotation, molecular function: clathrin-cargo adaptor activity. Bases 125 to 553 code for a protein of 142 amino acids. The record is from RefSeq and is a predicted model, not a curated record. Gene Ontology annotation, biological process: protein transport; clathrin-dependent endocytosis. Gene Ontology annotation, cellular component: AP-2 adaptor complex; intracellular membrane-bounded organelle.
AAAUACUACAAAAUAAAAUACUGUUCCCGGACGGCGGGUGGAAAACAGAAAAGCUUCUCAUUUUCUCUGAACGCCGGACUGAAUCAACCCAUUCUCGUCUCUUGGGUCCACUGGUUCUAUCAAAAUGAUUCGAUUCAUUCUGCUUCAAAACCGGCAAGGAAAGACUCGUUUGGCCAAGUAUUACACCCCCCUCGAGGAAUCCGAGAAGCACAAAGUCGAAUAUGAGGUUCAUCGGUUGGUCGUGAAUAGAGACCCCAAAUUCACCAACUUUGUGGAGUUCCGAACCCACAAGAUAAUCUACCGGCGGUAUGCUGGGCUAUUUUUCUCGCUCUGUGUUGAUAUGACGGACAACGAGUUGGCUUAUUUGGAGUGCAUCCACUUGUUUGUGGAGAUACUGGAUCAUUUUUUUAGUAAUGUCUGCGAGUUAGAUUUGGUUUUUAACUUUAACAAGGUAUAUCUAAUCGUAGAUGAAUUCAUUCUCGCUGGGGAGCUCCAAGAAACAAGUAAGAAGGCUAUCAUAGAGAGGUUGAAUGAAUUGGAGAAGUUGGAGUAAAGAUUGAUGAUCCAUGAUGGCCAACCUUCAUCCAUAUUCCAAAGUAUGCACCUUUUCAUUUGCUCCCCUUUGAUCUUUCUGAACAUUUAGGAUUGAUUAUGCCACCUACUUGUGUUUGAGACUUUGAAUCUCUAGAAUUUCUUUCGAGUUUAGGCCUAAAGUCAUAGGAUUGAAGAAGACAUUAUUGUGAUUGCUGUCAUUUCUUCUCCCUAUUCAUGAUUGAGUUAGUUUGCUUCUGCCCUUUAGGUAGAGAGUGCUUUCAUGUGAGAAUGCAUCUUUUUGUUUCGGUCCAAUAUCAUAUCUUGUCU